Fusarium verticillioides 7600 is the source of this 2832-nucleotide messenger RNA. RefSeq lists its product as hypothetical. NCBI's taxonomy places the organism in Eukaryota, Fungi, Ascomycota, Sordariomycetes, Hypocreales, Nectriaceae. The record is from RefSeq and is a predicted model, not a curated record. Gene Ontology annotation, cellular component: chromatin. Gene Ontology annotation, molecular function: zinc ion binding; RNA polymerase II cis-regulatory region sequence-specific DNA binding; DNA-binding transcription factor activity, RNA polymerase II-specific. The transcript has 4 exons. Gene Ontology annotation, biological process: regulation of transcription by RNA polymerase II; DNA-templated transcription. Bases 35 to 2572 code for a protein of 845 amino acids.
AUUCUUCCAAUAUCGCGACUCAGUUGCCCUGCAGAUGGAAUCUCGUAGUGGAGAGAUGGAUGAAGGUCACUUCAAACCCAGGGAACCACGGAAUGAUGAGGUGCGGACCCGGAGGCAUGCAGCAAAGCGACAUCAAUGCCCCAAGCCAGGAUGCGGCAAGUCCUUCAGUCGGCCAUCCCAUCUCGCGCGGCAUGCCCUGAACCAUUCUGCCGUUGAGUUUGAAUGUCCCAGAUGUGCCGCAUCAUUCAAGCGACGUGACCUCCUUGAGCGGCACAAGGCUCGCCAUGCAAGCAAGGAUCGGCUAGCUGGCGGGUUGGGGCUUGGUAUACUCAGGACUAAGCGACAUCGCCACGGUCGACUCAUCUUGCCUUCGAACUCAUCCAGAGCCCAACCAUUGGCAGCAUCGCAGGACCAGCAGGGCACAGGGGCAAUCCAUCGGCCGGGUACUAGUAUGAUCUCCUCAGCUAUGCAUGCACAAGAAUGUGUGUUAGAGAGCGACGUAUCCACGAUUGGUAACGUUCGGCAAACAGCAGAACCAUUUGCCUCGUUCGAUGGACUCACCUCUACUGAACCUCAGGAAGGAAUCUUGAGCACAGAUGGAUUCGGCUUUUUAGAGCUCGGAGACAUGUAUCACGACUCCACGUUUGACUUUAUGCAUUUCAAUGUCACGGGUGAUCCGCAGUCCCCAGGAAGUCUCCGGGACCUAAGUCUGGUAACGGCCCAAGACGAUUUACCUCUCCUACCCCAGAACUCUCUUGGCCUUGAUCUGGAGGGCCAAUCAGUCCAAGCCGCAGCAGCAAUCAAUUCAUCAAUGAUACGCACACCGACAGAAUGCCAGUCUCCAGAUUCCGAUACAGACCUACCUGACCUCCAAUCAACAGGAGGUUGCAAUAAGGAACUAAACGAGACAAGCAGUACUUCCGCAGAAGUCGACAGUCUAUGCUCUCUCGGACGCUUGGGGCUCAAUAACCUCUAUCUGACAGAAACAAAGAGAAGGGAAAUUCUCGGACUCAUCAACGAUAUGAGACCUGUAUAUCCCAAUGGAACGUCAAUCGAUGAGAGUACAGCAGACCUGUCCCUCGCCCGAAUGCAGGACUACCUAGACUUAUUCUUUUCCAACUUCAACUCUUGCUACCCCAUGAUCCACACUCCGACACUAGAGGUUCUCGACGCGGAGCCAUUAUUCCUCUUGUCUCUGAUUGUCCUUGGGGCUACGUAUAAAGAAAAAGAAGACCAUCAACUUUCAGUUUGUCUGUAUGACGCCAUGACACCAUAUAUCAUGAGUGGACUCAGUGGUAUUAAGGUGCCUGAUCUUUCCAUUCUUCAGGCCUUUAUGGUGUUAGAAUGCUAUGGGAUGUAUCGAGCUGGAGCAUACCAGCGCGAAAACUCUAUAAUAAUGCACACCUUUCUAUUCAACGCCAUAAGACGACUUUCCCGUUACCAUGUCCGGGCCAGGAUAAUGGUUCCCGACUUGAGGACAGAUCGUGAGAAGAACUGGAAAUCAUUCGCGUACAUCGAGCAGUACAAACGCUUGAUAUUGUUUAUCUUUAUGUGGGAUACGCAGAAUGUCAGCUACUACUCGUUCAUGCCAAGCAUGUCUACCCAGUCUAUUCAAGUAAAUCUCCCUUGCUCCAAGGAGCUUUGGGAGGCCAAGGAUGAAGACGCAUGGGAGGCCAUAACUUCUAACAGUGAUCCUCCGAUGAUCAACACCAUGGUAAAGGACUUUAUUGAGGGCGGGGGAAACAUCUGGUGCGAGACCUUGGACAGCCUAUCUCUGAGUUUUAUCCUGCAUGGCUUGAUGUCAAUGUGCAACGACAUGGUUCACUUUCACAACCAGUCCAUCUACCUUGGUAACGCCGCACAAGGGGACGACAACAACUGGCGCUGUCGGAUGACCGCGGCACUAGAGCUCUGGAAGACAAAGUAUGAUGCCUGCGCUAUGGGAGCAAGGCAAACCAUCGAUCAAGACUCGUCCCUACACGAGUUCCGCCAGGAAAACGUUGCCUUUCUUGCUCUCUAUCACACCGCACAUAUUGUCGUAAAUGCGGAUAUCCGUCAUCUCCAGAUUGCAGCGGGUGCUGAGGCGAUCUUCGGGCACGUUGUAACGAGCACAGAGCGCGAAGAAAGUAUAAGGGCGGUGAAGGAAUGGGUACGAUUAUCUCCAGAAUCGGCUGGUCAUGCUACGUGGCAUGCCGCACAGAUGAUCCGCGAGGGUCUGCUGAACCUACGGAAUUGGAAGGCUAACGGCAUGUUCCAUUACCCGUGGUGUAUCUACAUCGGGGUCUUGACGACUUGGGCUUUUGUGCAUUUCUCACAAGGGCAGAGUGCUAACCAUCGAGGGUGUCAUCAUAGCGUUGGUGGAGAAGAUGUGUUGCAGACGCAGUCAAAGGCUCUGAUGCACCAGACCAUCUCUAAUAUGGCAUCUUGUACUCCGGUAAGCAUUGGUAGAGAUCUGCAUAGAUGUUGCCCGCAUGGUUUGGCUAUUGAAGUGGCAAAGUAUCUCAAGACAGUUCGAUGGACUGCUGCCUUUGAAGCGAUGAAGGUCCUUGAGGGCAUCGUGGACAUGGAAUAACACAAAUUGACGUAUGUAUUGUCUUUCCCUUCUCAGUAUUUAGUUUUAGUAGUAUACGCGGAUACGGUACCCAGCAGUGUCAUUGUCUUAUUUAAUAACAGGCAUGGAUCUUCGACGCAAUAGUCUACUGCCUUGAUAGGAGUAACACACAACCGCCAGAGUGUACCACUAUCUGGCCUCUCCAAGCUUAUCUACACACUACCGAGAUCCACUUAUCACGUACCACUUUACCGUGUACCACUUUAAAACCACGAACCACG